Schistosoma rodhaini is the source of this 4157-nucleotide messenger RNA. The record is from the annotation of a GenBank genome assembly. NCBI's taxonomy places the organism in Eukaryota, Metazoa, Platyhelminthes, Trematoda, Strigeidida, Schistosomatidae.
AGAAAUCCUUUAGUCAUUUGUGUGUCAUAGUGUAGGCGUCUCUCAGCAGAACCCAGAAAUGGGGGCAUAUGACAGAAUUUACUUUCAGCGAACCUCUACUCUUCAAAAGUGCACGAAUUCUUGGAUCUUCUGACCGCUGGAGAGGGCUAAGCGACUUUUCAGGAGUCAUUCAGGAGGAAAAUUGAUAGGUUCUUGAGGACUUAUGACUGUAUUUCAUUACGACUCACCAGUAUUUCUCUUUAGUUCGUUUAAUGUUUUAUUAAGUUCGUGACUGGAGACGUUGGUAGAAUCGAACGCUUCUUCUAUUCUAUCUUCAACUAUUUUAACCAAUUUGAUAUCAGAUACUCAUUGGACAUUUCAUUUGUCUGUGUGUCUUUCAAUUUUGUCAGUUACAUGUAACAAAGUUUUGCGUUAGCUGGUUGCUGACAUAAUGAUGGAAACCGAGACAGCACGGGGGGACGUCGUUUUGCGUAAUGUUCGGGACGAAAUGCAUCAAUUUGAUAACGAGAAAACCUGGAAUGUUAUAUAUGAACAAUUAAAAAAUAAGUCUACAGUUCUAAACCAGAAUUCUUCAGUUGACGCCGCUAGGGAUGUCAAAAACCGAUGGAAGAAUCGCUACCGGGAUGUUAGUCCAUUUGACUCUACCAGGGUUUUCCUAUGUAGCGCGCGUGAUGGUGACUAUAUUAAUGCAAGUUUUGUCUUCAUUCCGGAGGUGCCGUCCAGAAAAUAUAUACUCACCCAGGGUCCAAUGCAGCAAACUGUCAAUCAUUUCUGGCUCAUGGUUUGGGAGAGACAGUGCCCCGCCAUUAUUAUGCUCAAUCGCCUUGUUGAAAAAGGCUCUCUUAGGUGUCAUCCUUAUUUUCCUUAUGAUGGUGGUCCUUCUGUGCUAAAAUUAGAAGACGUUAAUCUAAGUGUCGAGUUGGAGUGCGAGACAAAUACAAAAACAUUUAUUAGUCGGAAAUUCACCAUAACAAACAUUAAGACCAAUAAAGUUCACAAUGUCUUACACAUGCAGUAUACUAAUUGGCCCGAUUUUGGGAUACCUAAUUCUCCUAGCGCAAUACUGAACUUUCUUUGGUCUGUUAGAGCUUCAGGUGCAUUGAAUGAUCCAUCUUAUCCACCAGUUAUACAUUGUAGUGCUGGUAUAGGACGAUCAGGAACAUUUGUUUUGAUAGAUUUAGCAUUAAUCUUGAUUGAACAAGCGAAUUCUAUUUCUGGUGUUGAUAUCAAAAACUUAUUUCUUGAGUUAAGAAAAUGUCGUAUGGGUAUUAUCCAAACUGCUGAUCAAUUACGAUUUUGUUAUCGAGCAGUCAUUAAAGCUGCGGAUACUUUGCUUUGUAUAUCAAUUGACCAAAGACCAUUUGUCAAGUUUGAACCGGAUAUUGAGGAAGAAGACAAUGUGUCGGAACCUUCAAGCGAAAACGACUUAGACGAUAUGAGUGAACAAGGCGAAGUUGAAGACCUUGCCCUAGAUGACUUUGAUUCAGAAGAAGACGUCGCUGUUGGUGAUAUCGAGACAGAACUGUUUAAUCCAUUGGAUAAUAUCGGUGUCAGGUUUAGAAAUUAUAAGUUUGGUUCUAGACUUAAUACCCAAAAUAACAUCACCUCUUCUCAGUUACGUAGUUUAAAGUCCCUCACCACGUCUGGAGUUGAUUCAGAUCCACUCAAGUUACAAAGUGACCGAUCAUCAGUCGAAACUAAUCACUUGCCAGAUUACUCAGAAAUUAAUAUGGUCACAGGAAGUCAAGUAUAUCACGCCUUCGAAAAAUCAGAAAAUGGACUAUCCGAAUUACCCAAUACAUCAAAUAUUUAUGCAAAUUCAUGGGACAGGAUUAAUGAUGCUUUACCAACCAGUCAAAUAGAACCAUUUCUUUCAAGUUACGAUAGUAGUAAAAAGAAUUCUAUUUUGUCUACGCUUCCUACAUCACAUUCAGUCACACCUAAUUUCUAUCCAGAUAAUAAUAUUUCACAUACUAUAGGAUCGAGCGUAUCUUUGUUAAAUGACACUGCUGAAGUCGAAGAUAAUUCCGAUUCAUAUACCAAAGAAUAUUUAGCUGCUUCGAUAGAUUUACAUGAACGCCAUACUGCUCGUCUAGCUCGGCAAGCCAGAAUGCGUGCACAAAUCGAAGUCAUGCGUAUGCGAAUGCGUGAAACAGAUAUGACACGCAAAAGAUGGCUUCCAACUCAAGUGCUUCAAUAUCUUCGCCGAUUUUAUGCAGAAAGCGGCUAUGUAAAGAGUACAGCUGGUGCUGUAAUUAGCAGCAUCCUUGUAGUUGCCGUUAUAAGUUUCGGUACAAUUGCUUAUAUCUACUGGUAAUUCUACUGAUUAAAACUUAAUCUGAUCUUUAACACUAGAUAAAUAAAUCUUAUCGACGCUCAAUUUAUUUUAUCAAGAACUAUGUCUUCUCCUAACUACUAUACGUUCAAAUACUUCGUGUAGUUCCUUCUCAGGUGACGAUAUCUGUUUAUCUGUAAUAUCAAAUAAUAAAUAUCGUUGAUACAUGUUUUAUAAACAUGAACCUACUCACAUACAUAAGCAUAUAUAUAAUUGAAACUUAAGAGUUAAUCUCUCACUUUUUUGCAUUUCUUAUUUAUGAAAAGUGUUCCCACAUUCUAAUUUAUAUUGUUUUAAAAUUAACUGAUUUUGCCUAUACAUAAUGUACUUCGUAUUUUAUAGAACCACAAUGUUUAAAAAAUAACCUAUCACAAUGAUCACGCAGUUAUUUUACACCUAUUUACUUGUUUUGGCAUUAUUUUGUUCUUUGAGCUCUGUAACACAGAAGACACAAUAUGGUUACAUAUCUAACCAGUUUCUUAUUUGAUCCACUGUAAUUAUUCUGCUACGAUAUAUGCAAUUCAGAUAAACAAAGUUGUACACACAUACUUGUAAUAACAAACAUACGUUUAUCUCUUUACCUCUCCAAUCAAAAGUUUGAUGAAAUCAUUUUUAAAUGUACGAAUAACGAACUAAAAGAGCUUGAAGUGGUGUACGAUAUUUUCACUAAUUCAAUUUACGACAACUUAAAUUUAGGGCAAUAGAAUUGUCAAUUGUACACUGAUGAAACCAAAUCUAAAGGUGAGCACAUUAUCACCAUCAAAUAAGGUAUUCGAAUGUCAAUUUUUAUUAUUUUAUCAGCCUUUCAGUUCAUUCACACCAUUAGUCAUUAAUCAUAUAAAUUGACACAAUCUCCAUGGUACUCUUUCCAUUCUAUUCCAGCUGGCAUCAACAUAAACAGUAUUUUCUAAUUCAAAAAAUUGUUGCAGCUCAUCUCAUACGAUAUAGAUCCUUGAUCUCAUCAAUACUUCGAUCCAGUCAGAAAAUUUCGAUUGUCUUGCAGCCCGAACUAAAAAAUUUAAAUCUACAAAAAGUCGGUUACUUUAUGAACAGUUGCCAUGUUUUAGCUUAGCCAUUUAAGAUAGCGAUGAUUGGGUAUAAGUAGCGUAAGUCCAUAACUUAAAAUAGGGUGAAUUGCUGCUCGGUAUACUCGCUUUUAGACAAGCUUUCCAUCGACGCGGUUACUUAAAACGGACUACCAUUCCUGAACACCUGUUCAGUUAAUUCGUCGAUUCUCCCUGUUCAGCGUCAGUUAUUUUCACUUUCUUUUCUGUUUCCUGCUUUCAUUACUCAUCACUGCUCACGAUCAUUGCAUAAACUUUUUGUCUUCGCCUCUCAUAGUGCCGGAAACGGGAUGAGUAUCCGAUCAUCUAUCGUUUCUGCUCUUUCGAAGUUGACAUACUUACAGCAGCCGGAUCAGAAGGUUCAGUCUAGUUUCCAAAUUCGUAAAGUGUGGAUCGUGCUUAUUCUCAAAAUUGGUUGAGUUCAGUUGGUAAGACCUACGUGAACAAAUGUUACAGCAAAUAAAGCUCGACUCCCAAGCCCGAAUACCGGAUUAAGUUAUCAACCUAAAAAUACACUUAGAUUAAGCUUCAGUCCCAGUCUAACAAUGUGAAUAUAAGGAUCUUUUUUCUUAAUGGAAAUGGUAGGGGUAGAAUUUCCUGGCUAGGUUAAAAUUAUUUUGUCAAUAGUCUUUCUUUAUAUCUCCUAACUUUUUUGUUGAAGGACGAACAAUUCUCUCUCUGAAGAUUUUUUUGUGGGUAAUUAAUUAAUUAGAUCGAAACUCUAAAGAUGUAGUUUAGAUUAUCACACUAGAAAGGGG